AACAUUAAAAUGUGCCGCUACUUCUUUGUCCAGGUACGACCAGCAGGCUCUGUCCAUAGACUUUCUGGAACUGCUCGAGCACUUCAUACCCUCAGACUUUGAGAUGAAGCUGCUGAACAACUACGAGAAAGAAGGACGCCCCCUGGAGGAGCUGACCAACGAGGACCAGUUCAUGCUACGUUUCGGGAAGAUCCCUCGACUGAACCAGAGGAUAAACACUCUGACGUUCAUGGGGAAUUUUCCAGAGAAUGUCAAACAUUUGCAGCCGCAACUCAACUCCAUCAUUGCUGCCUCCGUGUCAAUCAAGUCUUCAGUGAAACUGAAAAAAAUUCUAGAAAUUGUUUUGGCCUUUGGUAACUACAUGAACAGCAGUAAGAAAGGUGCAGCGUAUGGUUUUCGGUUGCAAAGUCUAGACUUG
This is a messenger RNA of Cynoglossus semilaevis (tongue sole), 418 nucleotides long. Its product is annotated as formin-like protein 1. Gene Ontology annotation, biological process: cell migration; cortical actin cytoskeleton organization; regulation of cell shape. The transcript has 3 exons. Gene Ontology annotation, molecular function: actin filament binding. The annotation marks the transcript as partial. The record is from RefSeq and is a predicted model, not a curated record. Gene Ontology annotation, cellular component: cytosol. Lineage: Eukaryota; Metazoa; Chordata; Actinopteri; Pleuronectiformes; Cynoglossidae.